AUGGAAAUCUUUACAAUGCUCUUUGUCUUUACGUCACUUCUGUUCUCCAUUCUAAGUAUCUCCAACACCAAAGACAUCAUCACUCCAAGUGUAUCGAUCAGAUAUGGAGAGACCCUUGUUUCCUCCGGUGGAAGCUUCCAAUUAGGAUUCUUUAGACCUGGCAAUUCGAGUAACCAAUACUUGGGAAUAUGGUACAAUGAAAUAUCUCCUCAGACAAUUGUAUGGGUGGCCAACAGAGAAAAUCCACUUACUCAUCUCUCAGCAGGAGCUUUGAAUAUCACUGAUCAAGGAGCUCUUGUUCUUUUAAGUGACACAAAUAGAAAUAGCAUUGUUUGGUCAUCCAACACUUCAAGAAAAUUCAUAAGGAAACCAGUUGCUCAGCUCCAAGAAUCAGGAAAUCUUGUUGUGAAAGAUGGAAAUGAGCUUGUGUGGCAGAGCUUUGAUUAUCCAACUGAUAAUUUGCUACCAGGAAUGAAGCUUGGCUGGAACUUGAAAACCGGGCUAAACAAAGUUUUGUCUUCUUGGAAAGAUGCAGAUGAUCCAGCUCCGGGCGAAUUCUCAUUUUCCAUAGAUCGUAGUGGAUACCCUCAACUGGUGGUUAAGAAAGGUCCUAGAGCACAGUAUAGGUUGGGUUCAUGGAAUGGCCUUGGUUUUACAGGGAGUCCUGAACUUGGAUCUGGGAAUGAAUUAUUCAAAUUCGACUUCGUGUCGAAUGAGAGUGAGGUCUCUUACAGGUUUGAGCUCCUGAAGGAUGCAUUGCAUUCAAGAUUACUGCUGAACUUGUCCGGUGGCUUGCAGCGGUUCAUGUGGGUUGAUAAAUCACAGAGCAAUAACAUAAUUUACUCUGCUCCGGUAGAUCGGUGUGACACCUAUGAUUUAUGUGGUGCAUAUGCAUUUUCUCUCUGCAAGCUUGGUGCUGAUCCUAAAUGUUCAUGCUUACAAGGUUUUGAACCAAAAUCUCCAAGAUACCAGAAUUCGAAAAACGCAUCUUUGGGGUGUGUUCCUAAAACUCCACUGGGUUGUAGUAAUGGAGACGGAUUUCAGAAUUUCACUAGGGCAAAAUUACCGGAUACAUCUUCGUCAUGGAUCAAUAGUACUAUGUCCCUCGAGGAAUGCAAGAAAAUGUGUUUGAGAAACUGCUCUUGCACAGCAUAUGCAAAUUUGGAUAUUAGUGAAGGAGGAAGUGGAUGUUUGCUUUGGUUUGGUGACCUCAUUGAUAUAAAAGAAUUCGACUCUGGUGGGCAAGACCUUUUUGUCCGGACAGCCCUCUUGGGAUUAGAUGACAUCAAGACAAGCAAGCCCUCUGGUGUAAAGAAAAAAGUGGCAAUCAUAGCCAGCGUUGGGCUGCUAGGCAUGGGAAUGAUAAUACUAGGAUUGGUUUUUUACAAGCGGAAGAAGAAAUUGAAAGCACAAGGAAAAAUGAAAAAUAUACGUGAAAAGAACUUUGAUUUUGAAUUCGGAAACGAAGACUUGGAGCUGAUAACAUUUGAUUUGGCCACCGUAUCUAGAGCCACUGAUAAUUUCUCAAACAAUAACAAGCUGGGAGAAGGUGGCUUUGGACCAGUAUACAAGGGCAUACUGAUAGAGGGGCAAGAUAUAGCAGUCAAAAGGCUUUCAAAAUGUUCGGGGCAAGGAAUUAAAGAAUUCAUGAAUGAAGUAAUAUUGAUUGCUAAACUUCAACACAGAAAUCUUGUAAAGCUUCUUGGUUGCUGUAUUGAGGGAGACGAAAAAAUGUUAAUUUAUGAAUACAUGCCCAACAAGAGCUUGGACUACUUCAUAUUUGAUGAUACAAGAAGUAAAUUCCUCGGUUGGGAUCAACGCAUCAAUAUCAUCGGUGGAAUUGCUCGAGGACUUCUUUAUCUUCACCAAGAUUCUAGACUGAGGAUAAUCCAUAGGGAUCUUAAAACCAGCAAUGUUUUGCUAGAUAAAGAUAUGAAUCCAAAAAUAUCUGAUUUUGGCACGGCUAGAGCAUUCGGGGCAGAUCAAACUGAGGAAAAUACUAAUAGAGUGGUUGGAACUUAUGGCUACAUGUCUCCUGAGUACGUAGUUGAUGGAAUCUUCUCAAUCAAAUCCGAUGUCUAUAGCUUCGGUGUCAUGGUGCUGGAGAUAGUGAGUGGGAAGAAGAACAGGGGAUUUUAUCAUCCGGACCACCAGCUUAACCUUCUAGGACAUGCAUGGACUCUAUGGAUUGAAGGAAGGCCAUUGGAAGUACUGGAUGAGGUGUUAGAUGGCUCGUGUCCUCUACCAGACGUGUCGCGAUGCAUUCACAUAGCUCUGCUGUGUGUGCAGCAACAACCAGAAGAUAGACCAAACAUGGCAUCUGUGGUGCUGAUGUUGGGUGGUGAGGGUUCAUUGCCUGCGCCCAAACAACCUGGUUUCUUUACUGACAGGAACCCAGUUGAAGCAGAUUCUUCAUCCAUCAACCGUGAAUCUCACUCAAUAAAUGAGAUGACUGUAACGCUGUUGGAGGCAAGAAUGGGUGGUCUUUGUUUUCUGCUUAUUAGUACUAAUUUGCUCUUUCUGUUUUUCACAAUUUCCUCUGCAGUUGACAGCAUUAGCCUCUCGCAGUCUAUCAGUGACAACACGACGUUGGUUUCUAGUGAUGGAAGCUUUGAGCUUGGUUUCUUCAGUCCUGGUAGCUCCACGAAUCGUUACUUGGGAAUUUGGUACAAGAACAUGAACAUCCCAGGUAGAACUGUUGUUUGGGUUGCAAACAGAUGCAACCCCAUUAAUGAUUCUUCCGGCAUGUUGAUGAUAAACAGCACAGGCAAUCUUGUGCUGUUUGGUCAGAACAAGAGUGUUGUUUGGUCCACAAGCUCAGUUAAACGUGUUGAAAAUGCAAUGGUACAGCUUUUAGAUUCUGGAAAUUUGGUAGUAAGAGAUGCGAAAGAUGGAAUUUCAGGACCCUAUUUGUGGCAAAGUUUCGACUAUCCUUCUGAUACAUUGUUACCAGGAAUGAAGUUGGGAUGGGACUUAAGGACGGGUCUGAAACGACACAUAUCGGCAUGGAAAAACUCAGAAGAUCCCUGUCCAGGAAAUUUCACGUAUGGGAUUGAAAUGGAACGUCAAGCGUACCCUGAGGCAUAUAUUCGCAAUGGCACUGCGAAAAUUUAUCGUGCCAGUCCGUUUAAUGGCCUCACUUUCUGUGGUUCAUCAGAGAAACAUCCUGCUCGUUACGGUUUCAGCUUUGUGUACAAUGAUGAUGAAGUGUACUACAUGUACAAACCUACCAUUAAGUCUAUAACCUCAAGAAUAGUUUUGAACCAAACCACCAGUUCAUGUAUUCGGUUUCAUUGGAAGAAAGAAGAUGAAGCUUGGACUGCCCAUUUAUCAAGACCUAGAGAUGUGUGUGAUCAUUAUGGCUUCUGUGGAGCGAAUGGAAAUUGUAUUGGUGAGAAUCCAGUCUGCCAAUGUCUAAAGGGAUUCAAGCCUAAGUCUCAAGAAAAAUGGAAUUUGGCGGACUGGUCUCUAGGAUGUGUGCGCAAUAAACCCUUGAGCUGUCAGAAAACAGAUAAAGAUGGGUUUCUCAAACUCGUUGGCUUGAAAUUGCCAGAUACUACGCAUUCUUGGGUGAACAAAAGUAUGAAUCUCAAGGAAUGCAGAGCCGAAUGCUUGAACAACUGUUCUUGUAUGGCUUAUAGAAGCUCAGACAUCAGAGGAGGUACUGGCUGUGCCAUCUGGUUUGGUGAUCUAAUAGAUACCACACAGGCUUUGACUUCUGGGCAGGAAAUAUAUAUUCGAAUGUCAGCUUCGGAGUUAGAAGAAAAUGACGGUAAGCUGAAGACUGCAUUGAUAGUUGUAGCUGUCAUAGCAGUGGUGUUUUCUGGAGUGCUGUUAGUUGCCUAUUACAUUCACCGGAGAAGGAAAAAAUUAAAGGAAAUAAGAGACAGAAAUCAGGACAAUGAGGGGGCACCAAAGGAGGACCUGGAGCUCCCGCUCUUCGAAUUGGCCACUGUAAUUAGUGCCACAGAUAACUUUUCAAGCAAUAACAAGCUGGGAGAAGGUGGCUUUGGACCAGUUUACAAGGGGACGCUAGCAGAUGGACAAGAAAUUGCUGUGAAGAGGCUUUCAAGAAGUUCUGGCCAAGGAAUGAACGAGUUCAUGACUGAAGUUAUACUGAUUGCCAAACUUCAGCACCGAAAUCUGGUAAAACUUCUUGGUUGCUGCGUUCAAGGAGACGAGAAAAUGCUGAUCUAUGAAUACAUGCCCAAUGGAAGCCUGGACUCAUUCAUCUUUGAUCAAACGAGUGGAGAACUACUGUUAGAUUGGCCUAAACGUUACCACAUUAUUUGUGGAAUUGCUCGUGGUCUACUCUAUCUGCACCAAGAUUCCAGGCUAAGGAUUAUUCAUAGAGAUCUCAAAGUAAGUAAUGUCCUACUUGAUAAUGAAAUGAAUCCAAAAAUUUCGGACUUUGGCUUGGCUCGAACAUUGACUGGGGGAAAUCAGACUGGAGGAAAUACAAACAGAGUGGUUGGAACUUACGGUUACAUGGCACCCGAGUAUGUUGUUGACGGUCAAUUUUCUGUAAAGUCUGAUGUCUUUAGCUUUGGUGUUUUGGUGCUGGAGGUCAUUAGUGGAAGGAAAAACAAGGGAUUCUACCAUCCAACCAGCCCUAACCUUAUUGGACAUGCAUGGAGAUUAUGGAAUGAAGGAAGGCAUUUAGAACUGAUUGAUACAUACUUAGGAAGUGCAUCUACUCUAUCAGAAAUGUCGCGUUGCAUCCAUGUUAGUCUCUUGUGUGUGCAGCAUCAUCCUGAGGACAGGCCAAGCAUGGCGUCUGUGGUUAUAAUGCUGGGAAGUGAGAUGGCUUUGGCUCAGCCCAAACAACCUGGUUUCUUCAUGGAAAAGGAAUCACAUGAAGCAGGUCAUUCUUCAGAAAAGCAAUCAUCUUCAGCCAACGAAUUAUCCAUUACGGUUUUGGAGGCUCGAUAAGGUUCGAUUAUAUAUGUUCUUGCUGCUAUCUUGACAUGUUCAUAUAUUUCCAAAACAUGCAAGUUUGUAGAUUCAAGUGGUUCUGUACUUGGUUCAAGCAUUGAGGCUAGAUAAAUACCACAAAGCUAUUCAUCUCAUGCUACGUCUAUUUUUCUCUAUAUAUUUGUUCAGUAUAUUUCCUUCGAUCCCUCUCCUUUUCUGUAUGAGAUUCCAU
Messenger RNA from Prunus mume (Japanese apricot), 5146 nucleotides. Its product is annotated as G-type lectin S-receptor-like serine/threonine-protein kinase At4g27290. Gene Ontology annotation, biological process: protein phosphorylation; recognition of pollen. NCBI's taxonomy places the organism in Eukaryota, Viridiplantae, Streptophyta, Magnoliopsida, Rosales, Rosaceae. The record is from RefSeq and is a predicted model, not a curated record. Gene Ontology annotation, molecular function: protein serine/threonine kinase activity; ATP binding. Gene Ontology annotation, cellular component: plasma membrane.